AUGCCGGCACAGCUGCUCCAGCUCCACUGCAAGGCCUUCCUCGAGCUCGACCUGUGGCGCGAGCGGCUGCGCGGCCGCGUGCUCAUCACGCUGCGCGCGCCGCUGCCGCCGGAGCUCUGCCUCAACCUCGGCAGCAGCGCGUCAAUCGAGGCCGCUCGGCUGACGCCGCACGGAGGCCGCACUGUCACCCUGAGCCCAGAGUCGCUGCCGGUGCGUGCGCUGGUGGACGAGGUGGUGCCGCAGCGCUGGAGUGCGACGCGCGACGCCGGGUCGUUCGAGCGCUGCCACGGCGCCGCGCUGCACGCAUCGGGCGAUGGCGACGUGCGGCUUCGGCUGCCCGCGGAGCUCGCCGAGGCCGCGGGCGGCGAGGAGGCGGCGGAGGGCGGCGCCGUGCUCGACAUCGAAUACACAGUCGACGAACUCAGUGGCGCCAUCCACUUUGCUCGGCGCGUGCGCGGAGGCGCCGCCGCCUACGCCCACACUGUGCCGCAAGCGGGCGCCGUCCGGCGCUGGCUGCCUUGCGCCGACGUGGCGACGGCGCGCUGCUCGUAUGAGCUCCACCUGGCACUCGCCGAGCCGCCCGAGGGUGCCUGCCCCUCGCCAGACGCGCGCCCGCGAGUGGUGGCCUUUGGGAGCGGCACUCGCGUCGGGCCUCCGCCCUCGUGGCCGCCAGAGUGGUUUGGCGGCGGCUCCUCGUCGUCCUCCUCCUCCGCCGCCGCCGCCGUCGCGCCGUGGGCGCACUGGAGCUGGUCACUGGAGCGGCAGGCGCUCGCGAGCGAGGUGGGCUUCCUCGUGGGCCACGAGGCGGCGCUGCAGAGCUGCAGCCACCCGACGGAGGCCGGAGAGCCGCACGGGCACCUCGUCGUCGCCGCGCUGGAAGGGGCGUACUGCGAGUGCGCCGCCGUCGGCGGGCUCGUGCUGCUGGACGCGUCGCUGCUGCACCUACCCGCCGCGAUCGAGCCAGCCAUCUCGCUGCGGGUCGGCCUCGCGCGGACGCUCUGCCGCUCCUGGGUGCGGGCGGGCGCGCGGCUCGACUCGGAGGAGGACGCGUGGCUCGCGAUGGGCCUCGAGGGCCGCUUCGCCGAGAAGUACACCGCCGCCGCCUUUGGCAGCAGCGAGGCGGAGCUCGAGCGGUGGGGCGGCGGCCUGCACGAGGAGCAGCGGUGGAGUUGGCUCCGCCUUCUCAAGGCGCCGAUGGAGGAGCGCAGGCCGACCGACGGCGUUGCGGCGAUGGCGCAGCUGUACGGCCGGCUGGUGCCGCUGCGGCCGUGGCACGCGGAGCGGCCGCUGCGCUCGACGCGCGCCUUCUUCGAGGCGCGCCGCUACGGCCUCGACCUCGACGCCUUCGAGACGCAGUGGGUGAGCGAGGCGCGCCCGCCGAUCACGCUGCGCGCCGGCUUCUCGUACUCGCGCAAGCGCUUCGUGGCCGAGGUGGCCGUUGUGGACGCAGCCGACGGCGCCGUCUGCCGCAAGCGCAAGUUCGCGCUGCGCGAGCCGGCGCGGCUGCUCGAGAGGGCUCGAGUCGUGUGGCCCGCGCGCGAGGACCGGCGGUGGGUCGGUACGCCCGAGUUCAUGGCGCGCGAGCAGCUCGAGCACUCGCGGCACGUGGGCGCGCAGAUCGAGGCGACGCACUCCCUCGCCUCCUUCGGCACUGGCACGGCGAUCGCCGCCCUCGCCGAGCGGCUGAGCGACGCGCGCACCUUCCACCGCGUGCGCGCCGCCGCGGCCUCCGCCUUGGGCGAGCUCAUCUCGCCGGCGGACGACUUCGCGGCGCUGCAUGCCCUUGCGCGGUACGUGCGGCGGCAGCACUGCGACGGCACGGGCCUGCUGCUGCCGCUGCAGUUCGUGCCGCUCGACGCCGCCGACGAGGACGAGAUUGCGGGGCGGCUGGGCCACUACCUCACCCUGCGGGCGGUGGUGGAGGCGAUCGGCCGCGCGCGCGACGGGCAGGGCCACACGCCCGCCGCAGCGCUCUCGCUGCUGCACGAGCUCCUCGACGAUUCGUCCAACGCCGCGAACCCGUGCGACGAGGGCUUCCUGCUCGGCUCGCUCGUCGAGGCGCCGGCAGCGAGGCCCGAGUGGGGCCGCACCCCUCCCGCCCUCCUCUCACGCGUCUCUCCCCGAAUCUACGCAGGCCACGCCGACCCGAGCGAGCCCGGUCGGCGAGCGGCGCCGGACGUGCGGCUGCGGCUCGUCCUCUGCCGCGUGUGGCGGCUUCUCUUUGGUGCCGACGCCCCGGCCUGCCUCGGCGCGCCCACAGUGGCCAUCGGCCCUCGCGAGGUCCUUCCCGGGUACGUGCCGCCCUACCUCGAGCGCAAGAAGGCGGAGCGCAAGAGGGCGGCGCACAUCGCCGCAGAACAAGAACGGACGCGCAAGGCAAAGAAUGUCCUGAAGCUCGCCACCACAGCCACGGGACACAUUGUCCACGACCGGCACAACAUGGGGCAGCAUAUUGAGGCCAUCCUCUACGAGGAGGGACUCGAGUGGAACGUCGAAGGCGCGCUGCCACCCUUUGUCAAGGCCAUCCGCAAAAAAGUGGAUGACUAUGAGCGCCGCGCCGAGGGCAAAAUCACCUUCGACAACGAUCUGGUCGAGGCGGCGUUGCCAGCCGUGCUUGCCCUGCCCGCGGGUGCGCCGCUGGGUGAGGGGCCGCCGCGUGCCGCGUCGCCGCCGCCGCAGCAGGGGCUGGUGAUCAAGCUGAAGAUCUGAUGUGCAGAUUUUCUUUAUUUUCUGUCUUGCGUCUU
Molecule: messenger RNA, 2744 nt
Organism: Emiliania huxleyi CCMP1516
Lineage: Eukaryota; Haptophyta; Isochrysidales; Noelaerhabdaceae
Exons: 8
Coding region: 1-2709 (902 amino acids)
Biological process (GO): transcription initiation at RNA polymerase II promoter
Cellular component (GO): transcription factor TFIID complex
Molecular function (GO): transcription cis-regulatory region binding; RNA polymerase II general transcription initiation factor activity; chromatin binding
Source: RefSeq, a predicted model, not a curated record